UUUAAUCGCAGAUUAAGUAUAAAAAACGCACUCGUAUAAACAUCAGGAUGUACUCGGCGACCAACUGAAUGAGAUAGUAUAACAUGUUGCUCAGGUUCUCUAUUGCCGAUUAUCGUACAAUGAUCGUAUUCGAGGUAAUUUGCAUGUCACUUUUAUAAAUUAUGUUUGGUUCUGUCAUUUCUUACCAUCAAUCUGUUAACUGAAAAAUUUGACAAAAGCAUCGCGGAAUGACUCGACAGUCACUUUUGUUCGCACAUAAAUGAAUUGCAUUUAUUACGUAAACGAUAUUAUAGAAAUAAUUGUAGCAACGGUACUCGAGAGAUUUAUACCGUAUUUCUGAUAUAACACCUAUUCAGAGUAAGGUGCAAUUUUUCUUUCUCGCAUAUUCCGCAUGUAAAUACUCGUCAUGGAUAAUUAUUAUUAUGUAUACGUAAAGGCAGACCUUGGACGAUAUGCAUCAGCAUAAAAGACGCACUUUACGUGAACUAAUAUAGAUUUUGCAUUCCACAACCAACAAUCUCAGUCAGUGACUGCAAUACAAACAAAGUCAGAUUUAUUCAUUGUUAUAAUUUUAUAAUUAAUGUUACAAAAAUACCUCAAUAAAGCACUUAAUAAACUUUCUCAGGUUCUUAAUUAUUUAAGCUCAUAUUUCUUCAUUUUUUAUCAACUACUGUCAAUAAGAUGAAAGUUAACAUUGAUUUUACUCAUAUGUUAUAAAAGAAAGGUAGAAACAAAAGCAAGACUUUCUGCUACAUGCUACAAACUGUUAGCAAACGGACUACGGCUCGUUAAUCAAUGGGUCAAUUUACCCAUUGGAUUUACGUCGCGGAUGAAAAAUUCAUGUCUAAUGAAAAAUGUAUCUUGCUCAUGGCGUUUCGAAAAUUUUCAUGCACAUUCACUGCAUGUCGCGAUGUUUAUCCGUUCAUGUUGGAAAACUUCCAACGAACAAAUUCCAACGUUUCUUCGGAUAAUUUCUUACGCAAGGAAUACUGAAUACACGACAUGGUGUAUAUAAAACGGAAACAUCGAAUGUCGAUGAAAGAUGAUCGUUUAUCUCUCAACGAAUCCACGUUUUGUCCUAUCGGGAAUUAUCUAUUUUCCAAUAAUUUUCCGAUAGACACACUUCGCUUUUAAAUUUUUCCUACUCGAUUGAUUGAAAUUCGUAGAAGCCGUCGUGCAAUUUCGUUAUUGCAUCAUAUCAUUAUGGUUUUUAUGGUUUUAUGAUUCUGGCCUAGUCUCGUCUUUCCUUUAGAUAAAAUGAUGCGUACCUUAAAACGUGAAAUAUAACCAAUAUUUGCCGAACGUUUAUCCGUUUCGCAAUAAUUCGAAUUUAUCAAGAUAACAUAAUUGCGUAAUCAAUUUUUACGAUGACAAUUCGCAAUUGAAGUUGUGAAUCUCUCAUUCCUCGAGAUCCGUUAACUAAGAGACUAAUAAUAAAGAUGUUUUUAAAAUCAUAAUUGAGUUGAAUCCAUAUUUCUCAGAUCAUGAAAUACUAGAUUUUUGUUAUCAUCACGUUUCUCAUUAGUUUUGCAGCACAAUUAGCAAACUCAGUAGUAUGGACAGUUUAUCCUGUUCUGCAAAUAGCUCUCUGAGAACAAAAGAAUAUUCUAAUAGUACCCUAAUAGAGCAUUAUGCAAGAUAAUACAGGAAAGAACGAGAGAAAAGACGAAAUAGAAAACAGUUCGAAAAAAACAGUUUCUAUAUUAAGAAAAAACAAUUAUAUCAAUUAUUUAGCUCAAUGAAUUGUAAUUACUUAGAAAUUUAACAAACAUAUCUUUAAACGAAGUUUGCAGGUACCGAGAGAACUUGGAAUCAAUAGUCUCACGGAAUAACGUUUUCUGCAAGGACGACUCGAUUGAAAAAAGUUUGUAUUAAAUAACGUAAUCGCGCCAGAGAAAUCAAACUUUCGAACAACGACACGUUCAAGGCCUGCAAUAGUUAUCGGUAUUAUAUGUAUCGGAUACCUGGGCACUUCGAACAUACUUCUGAGAAGUAGUUUAACAAUUUGCCGUUAAACUAAUAGUCCAUUGCUCGUUACAUCAUCUGAGCCGAGUAGAUGAAAGCCGAAGCACGUGAUGCGCGUGAACACGCGCGUGUUGCACGGUACCGGUAUCUAAUCGACGAAGAAUAGCAUUAUCCGACUUCGCGGAUUUGUUGACCAAUCUGUAGCUGACGAAUGACAGAUCACUUGCUUCGUCCUCGAGCCGCAGCGGAUGCAAGGAGCGCACAUUAGCGUCUUUAUAUCUAGUGUAUCCGCAGACACGAAGGAGUUCUCGCGUCAACGAGAUUAGCGAUAAUUCCUGACGAUUAUUUCUUCCGAACGCUGCCUUCAUCCGGGGAUAACGGGAUUAUAUCUUGUUAUCACUGCUAUCUUCCGGACUUUGCUUAAUUCCUUCAAUAAAAAUUUAUAAAAUGCUAAUUAAUAAUAAUCGGAGAAUUAACAGGUUCAGUUAAACAAUUAAGAAAAAGAAAAAGUGAGUGACCGUCGCGCGUUUAAUUUAAGUAAAGGAUUCAAGUGGCAACGCUUAGUAUAUUACGAUAAUGAAAUAUCUAGUCUAAAAAAUUUCGCGGGAAGCUUCUGCGGAUGAAUUUUGAACUGGAAAAAGUGCGAAACAGAAAAUUGCGGUAUUAUUCGGGCAAAAAAUAUCGUGAAGUCGCGCGCUAUAUCGAAGCGUUUAUAUCUUAUCGCGAAGUGUUGGCGAAGAUAGGAUGAAGAUUACUUCCCUCCGAGAGGAUUGUUACAGAUUGAUGUUAGCUUGAUAGUCUAGCAAAAAAGUCCGAGACAGUUUUUCGCGCGACGAUUAGCAACACGUUUCCGUCGUCGUGAUUUGGAGAGACUGAUUUCUAUUUUCUUGUGCCCCAUACUUUCUGCAUGCCACAAUGGCAAAUAUGGAAAAGAUAGAACAUGGUGUUUAUAAAAAAAGUGGAUACACCAACGAGGCCUUCCAACUUGACGGUUUGUCCUUUGAUUCGCACGAAAAUAUUCCGCCCGAUUACAAGACUUCGUAUCCCGAAAAAGGACAAGAACAUCCUGAAAAUUCAGCAGCUAUUAAAAAGGCAGAAUGGGGUGGUAAAUUGGAAUUUCUGAUGGCCUGUAUAGCUACUUCGGUCGGAUUGGGGAAUGUAUGGAGAUUCCCAUUCACCGCAUAUGAAAACGGCGGUGGUGCUUUCCUUAUACCCUAUAUUAUAGUCCUAAUUUUGGUCGGAAAGCCAUUUUACUUGCUGGAAGGACUUCUGGGACAGUUUACCAGUAGAUCGUGCGUGAAAACGUGGUACAUGACACCAGCUAUGAAAGGACUGGGAUACGCGCAGGCCUUCGCCGCAUUCUGCGUCGUUUCGUACUACUGCGCUUUGAUGGCAUUGACCCUUUACUAUCUAGUGGAAAGCUUCCAAGCCACAUUACCGUGGUCGAUCUGUCGUCCAGAAUGGCAAGGUUGUAUCAAUGCUACUUCAAAUCGUUCUGUAUCUGAGAAUCCCAACGUCACUGUACGAAGUUCCGCGGAACUAUAUUUCAGGAAAGUAGUAUUGCAGGAAUAUGAGUCUAUCGAGAAUGGCAUCGGAGCGCCGUCUUGGCAGCUGUCAAUAUGCCUAUUUCUCAGUUGGGCCUGCAUUUUUGGGGUACUGUUUCGCGGCGUGAAGAGCACGGGUAAGGCUGCCUACUUUCUUGCAAUAUUCCCUUAUGUGGUGAUGAUAGCCCUGCUGAUCCGCGCCGUCACUCUCAACGGUGCCCUCGAUGGCAUCCUCUUUUUCGUUACGCCGAAAUGGGACGCCCUAUGGACACCCAACGUUUGGUAUGCCGCUAUCACGCAGUGCUUUUUCUCGUUAUCGGUCUGUUUCGGCCCGAUCCUCAGUUAUUCAUCUUAUAACAACUUUGAGCACAGAGUGGACAGGGACGUGAUGAUAGUGACCACGCUGGAUACGUUCACCAGCUUGAUGGCUGGUUGCACGAUUUUCGGUAUCCUCGGUAAUCUCGCCAGCGAGCUAGGUACGACAGACAUCAGCAAAGUGGUUCGCGGUGGGACCGGUCUGGCCUUCAUCUCGUAUCCCGACGCGCUAUCGCGCUUCCAAUUCGUGCCACAACUGUUCGCCGUGUUAUUUUUCAUCAUGUUAUUUGUUCUUGGCACGGGAAGUGCCGUAGCAUUGUGCGGUGCAGUGCUCAACGUCUGCCGUGAUCAUUUACCUAAAAUGAGGCAAUGGCUGCUGGUGCUCUGCGUCACCUGCGUCGGCUUCAUUGUCAGCCUGGUCUACAUUACUCCAGGCGGUCAAUGGUUCAUAACAUUAGUUGAUUACUACGGCGGGACUUUCGUGGCGAUAAUCGUCGGCGUCCUCGAGAUAGUGACUAUUUUCUGGAUAUACGGUCUAUCGAACUUCCUCGACGACAUGGAAUUUAUGCUAGGCAAUAGGUUGGGCUUCUACUGGCGUUUAUGCUGGGUGUUGAUCACACCGUUGCUCAUGAUCAUCAUACUAAUUUACACGUGUGUUUCUUAUGAACCGCCCACGUAUGACGGCAUGCGAUUUCCCAACUACGCUUACGGAAUAGGAUGGUUCAUACUGGCUCUAGGAAUGUCCUUUAUAGCGUUCUGGAUCGUCCAGAAAAUAAUUACGAAUAAAUCAUCAUCCUUUACGGAAUCCAUCAAAAUGGCUUUUCGACCUGCGGAAGGUAAAUGGGGACCUAAGGAUCCGAAAAUACAUAGAGAAUGGGAGACAUUCGUGGCAGAGAAAAGAUUUGGAACUCAAAGAAGCCUUAUGAGAAUAUUUUUUAAGUAAACACUCAGCGUUAUUUAUUUCCUCCUUCUUUUUUAAUCCUGUGUUCUUUUUUAAUCAUGUGUUUUUAUUUGAUUAAUCAUGUAUUAGUAGUAGUAAUGUAAAAAAAUAAAUCACUUAUUUUACAAAUAUUGCUGUAUAUUGCCGUGUAUCAAUUGUACAUUUUAUCCUUUUUUUUAAAUAAAUUUUUAAAUAAAAGUUAA
Ooceraea biroi (clonal raider ant) is the source of this 4967-nucleotide messenger RNA. RefSeq names its product sodium-dependent nutrient amino acid transporter 1. Gene Ontology annotation, cellular component: plasma membrane. Gene Ontology annotation, biological process: nitrogen compound transport; amino acid import across plasma membrane; sodium ion transmembrane transport. Lineage: Eukaryota; Metazoa; Arthropoda; Insecta; Hymenoptera; Formicidae. The record is from RefSeq and is a predicted model, not a curated record. Gene Ontology annotation, molecular function: L-amino acid transmembrane transporter activity; amino acid:sodium symporter activity.